AUGGACGAGCCUUCGGCUCUCGAAGCGCUCAGCGAAAAGACACUUGCCCAUGCAGCAGAUUCUAGGCUCAUCACGUACUGCCCAUCGAUGGACUUGGUCGCUCUUGGGACCGCCGACCAACAAGUGCUCGUAUAUCGGCUCAAUGGCCAACGAGUCUAUGGAACUACGCAGAAACCCGGGGCAUCACGAGUCGAGAACAUCAAGUGGAAGCCGAAUGGGCAGUUACUCGCCAUUGCCUGGAGCGAUGGCAUUGUUCGGCUGGUUGGAGCGGAGAAUAGCAGAAUCGUUCACCAGUUUUCUGCAGGUGAGGGUGUUACUGGUAUCACGUGCGUGGGAUGGGGAUCCAAUUUGACCAGCAGGUCGUCGAGUGCGAUGAAGAGCGCUACAUCCUGGGAAAGACUUUUAAGCUCAGAGGCUAUCUUGUCUGAGAAUAAAGCGUAUCUGGAUUUGCCAAGGGACCUUUCCCAGAUUGAUAUUGAGAGGAGCUUGCCGAAGUUAAGUGUUCUACCAGCUGGAGGAAGCUCAGACGAGGUUUUCUGUUCCUGGUCAUCGUUAGAUGCAAUAUUUCGCCCAUUUGAUCCCAAAGACAACAAUGCUAUCGAUGUCAUGGUUGUCGGUACUAAAGAAGGACACGUCCACGUCACAAUUUACAACUCGUUCGUUGUUGGAGCCUUUCCAUCUCCCAUUCUCGCCGAUGGAGUGCCGUCUCAUCUGGCUCUACAUGCAUCUCACGAAAAAUGCUCAACGCAUGCUCUUCUCAUGAAGUCCUCGGGCUCUGAGAGCCUUUAUUUCGUCCCAAUGGAUCUUCGUUUCAUUUCCGUAUCAAGCGAAUAUCUCUCACUUCUCGCGUCUAGGUCUACGGCUCUUCAGAACCUAUUAAGAUAUAUUCACCAGGUUCAGAUGUUGAUGGUUACUGAGUGGAAAUCCACACAGGAAUUGCCUGGUAGAUUCCUUGGGAAUAUCAAUGAGACACUUGCCGAGAAAGAUACCCGGAACAUCGUUCAAGCUCUGUAUCAUUCUGUAGCUACAGGCCACACCUUCCCCGCCGUCAAGGAAUGGCUAGUAGAUGAGCUCCAAGAGAGAGGCCAUAAGCGAUGGGAGAAAGCGGUCGUUAGCGGGCUAGAAAAUUUGCGACGUCUCGUUCAUGAAAACAUGCUCCCAGCUCUAGAGAGGUGUACUGUCAUCCUCAGCCGGUUCUCUGGGAUUGCUAAAUUUCAAAGCCCUAAUGAAACCGUCGGAUUUUCCAGUCACCAAAUUAGUCUCAUCAUAGACACACUGGCCUGUCUUCAUUUACUCUCUUCCAAAAUUCUUGUUCAAGUUGUUGACGAACUUGAUCUUUUUUCCGCCUUUUCGCUCUGGUUACGGAAUGAGAUCGAUAGGCUUGCUUCGGAUUCGUCUGAUUCGCCAAAAGAAGAUGACUUGGAGAAAGAAGCGUCGAUCGACCACAGCAAGGUUUUGCUCUAUCUUCAAACAUGUAUGACCACUAGCCCGUUGGAGGUUUAUUUUGGAGGCAGCACACCCGAUGAUUAUAGCAGCAGCUGGAACCAGGCUGAGCAGGGCCUCCCAAUGUUUGACAUCUUGGACAAGCAGCUCCAGAAACAAGAGGCGGGGCUUCCUUUUAUGAGGGCGCUCCCUCGAGUCGAACUCGUCUGUAAACACCUGACUGGCCAAGCGAAAGCCAUUUUUGAUCAAAUUGCAGAGGCGGAGAAGCGGAACGUUUUGUUUGGGAAGGCACAGCUCGUCGGUAUCGCUCAAGAUGACCAGCUAAUGGACAUGCGGCUGUGCAGCACGACAAAUUUGGCUUCUCAUACAUAUAUCGCAUUUACACCAAAGGGGUUGCCAAGUUCCAUCCAAAUCACUCGGCACAAGCUUGCGAUCGAGAAUGGCAUUAGUACGGUUCAACAAAUAGAUUCAUCAGUUAUCCAACUUGGCGAUGGCCAAAUCAGAGAUAUCAUGUUUUUGGGCGACAACGGUUUGCUAGCAUUGUGGGAGUCGCAUGACGCAAUCGAUCUUCUGAGUAUCGCUUACAAUACGCCCAACACAGUAGAUACAUCAUCCAUCAGAAAUUAUCCUAUGGAAUAUCUUGAACACCUUCACCCUACAGAUCACCGCCCUACAUUGUUCAACAACGGAGACGUUCGCAGGAAAUUCUCACAACAUAAAUUUCCAAAGGAUGGGUCAUUUAUCCCAGAGACAUUGGAGAUUCGAGAAGAAAGCAAGGGUCACGGAGGCACUGCGGAAAGGGUGGUUAUUUUGGGGAAAGACAAAUUACACUAUAAGGUUUUCUGUCUGUCUGGCAGAACCCAGAUGGGCAUCAAGAGAGACGAUGGAACGGGAGACGAUGAGGAUAUUUCAAUGUCCUGA
This is a messenger RNA of Venustampulla echinocandica, 2364 nucleotides long. RefSeq names its product WD40 repeat-like protein. Gene Ontology annotation, molecular function: protein binding. The record is from RefSeq and is a predicted model, not a curated record. Lineage: Eukaryota; Fungi; Ascomycota; Leotiomycetes; Helotiales; Pleuroascaceae. Gene Ontology annotation, cellular component: nuclear periphery; anaphase-promoting complex. Bases 1 to 2364 code for a protein of 787 amino acids. Gene Ontology annotation, biological process: protein K11-linked ubiquitination; anaphase-promoting complex-dependent catabolic process; positive regulation of mitotic metaphase/anaphase transition. The transcript is spliced from 7 exons.